AGUCAUGACAUCACAGUGAAAGUAUUUGUUGGCAGUGUUUAGGCCUACAUGCUAAACAGGGUGGAUGUUCUCUCCUCUUGAAGAAUCCUCUCCCGCUCAGUUAUGGAAACAUCAUGUUUGUGGACUAUCGUGGAGAAAAAGCUGAAUAAUAACUUAACGGGGACCAUCAUGUUCCAGAUGCUGGUGGUGUUGCUCUCGGUUGUCCUCUCCCAAACCAGCUAUUCCUCGUCAAAGAGAGCACGCAACAUCACCGUCCUCUCCUCCCAGCUGGUCUGCAGCCUGCCGGGCCCCGCUGGGCCCGACGGAAACCCCGGAGCCCCGGGGUCACCGGGGCCCCCGGGCGCCAUGGGGCCCCCGGGGAGGGACGGUCCGGACGGGAAGGACGGACUGUGGGGGGGGAAGGGAGAUCAAGGUGAUCCCGGGAGGACAGGGAACCCAGGUAAGCCGGGUGUGAAAGGGCGCGAGGGCCCCAUCGGCAAAGCUGGACCUCGUGGUCUAAAGGGACCACGGGGGACAGCAGGGGCGGCUGGACCCCGGGGUCCCCGGGGAGAGCUGGGUGACGUCGGCCCACGGGGAGCUCCGGGCGGGUGCGACUGCGGCCGCGCGGCCCGAUCGGCCUUCUCCGUGGCGUCGACCAAGAGCUACCCCAAGGAGCGGCUGCCCAUCCGCUUCAGCCGGAUUCUGCUGAACGAGGGCGAUCACUACAACGCCAGCAGCGGCAAGUUCGUCUGCGCCGUGCCGGGCGUCUACUAUUUCACGUACGACAUCACUCUGGCCAACAAACACCUGGCCAUCGGGCUGGUGCACAACGGGCAGUACAAGAUCAGGACAUUUGAUGCCAACACGGGGAACCACGACGUGGCGUCUGGUUCCACCGUGCUCCACCUGCAGCAGUCCGACCAGGUGUGGCUGCAGAUCUUCUACUCGGACCAGAACGGGCUCUUCUUUGACCCCUUCUGGACGGACAGCACCUUCACUGGCUUUCUUAUCUAUGCCGACCAGGAAUAUCUCGACGAGGCUGAUAGAAAAGAUAAUGCUCGAGAUGACGGUUAAUCCUGAGAUCAUUUCUUUUUAUUUGAGUUUUUGGUGGAUUUUUUUUUAUCGAAAUGUUGUGAAACCAGAGUCUGACACCAGGGGGCACGAGAGAGGGGACGUUAAUUGUUGGACAUUCCAAAGCAAAACUUUUUUGGGAUAAAAGUUAAAUCACAACCUUUUAUAGUUUUUCUGGUUUAUUAAAAAGUUUCCCCGGAGGCUUUAAAUAAGCCAUCUCUGUAGAUAGAUCAAAUAUUUCUUAUUGCAUUGGAUAAUAAUUAUGUAUAUAGAAGCAUUUUAUGCCAUUCAUACAAAUUGAUUCAAUUCAUUUAGAUAUUUGUAACAUUUGGAUAUAAUUUACAACUCUUCAUUGUUGUUAGCUCAAUGUGUGGUUGUUAUUGGAUACCUCAGCCGGUCCCCACGGUUGGGUCGUCAAAUAUUACCUGUAUUUAGGGUUACGUCAUCCGAAUGCAAAAAUGUGUAACUCGGAUAACAUUUGUAAAAAACGACAAUCAGAUUAUAUAUUUUCAACUGUAAUGGAGUUGUCACAGACAGCCUCGAUCCCAUCUUUUGAUCACUUAAAUUGAAAUGGUAAGAAAUGCAUUUUGAUUAAUGCUGAUUUUGCGAUAAAAGCAAAGUCGCCCAUACUCCAUUUGAACAGCAACCAAUACAUACACAUCAUUAAAACAUCCCACAUGUACAAUACUAUGCACCAUAUUUUGUGUCCCAAAUAAAAAAAAAUACAGCAUUUGUGGAACCCAAAUUUGUGUGGCAGCAUCCACUUAUUUAUAAAGUGUUUUAAAGUAAUGUGGCACAAAACCUGCCUGUGCAAAGAGAUGGACUAGCUUAAAAAAGCAUUGGUAUAUCAUUUAAACCCUGCUAUUGGCAUUAACUAAUUGACUAAUUAUAUUAGAAGAAGAAGAAGCUAUUUUUAUUGCCAAGUAUUAUUUUACACAUACAGGAAAUUGCUCUCUGCAUUUUACCCAUCCCGCACAGUGGGAGCAUUGGACUGCCUAACCC
Pungitius pungitius (ninespine stickleback) is the source of this 2052-nucleotide messenger RNA. RefSeq names its product C1q and TNF related 2 (gene c1qtnf2). The transcript is spliced from 3 exons. Gene Ontology annotation, molecular function: protein binding. Bases 103 to 1053 code for a protein of 316 amino acids. The record is from RefSeq and is a predicted model, not a curated record. Lineage: Eukaryota; Metazoa; Chordata; Actinopteri; Perciformes; Gasterosteidae.